This is a messenger RNA of Diplodia corticola, 963 nucleotides long. Its product is annotated as nad-binding protein. The transcript has 2 exons. The record is from RefSeq and is a predicted model, not a curated record. Lineage: Eukaryota; Fungi; Ascomycota; Dothideomycetes; Botryosphaeriales; Botryosphaeriaceae. The coding region runs from base 1 to 963 and encodes 320 amino acids.
AUGCACUUCGAAACAAUUGCCCUGUUCGGUGCAAAUGGUCAAAUCGGCCAACGCAUCCUGGAAAGGUUGAGCCACAACCCAACCCACAACUUUACCGUACGCGCCUUCAUUCCGCCGGAUGACGAUCUGGCUUGUGCCGGAAAUGACCACAAGACCGUCAUCAAAUCCUUCGAUCCCGACGAUUCAUUGCGACAAGGACUGGCCAGAGAUCUCGAAGGCGCUGAUGUCGUCAUAUCUGCCCUGAGCGGCAGAGCGCUGGACGCACAGCCUCUCAUUCAAGACGCUGCUGCAGAUGCUGGUGUAAAGCGCUUCUACCCCAGCGAGUACGGCAUGCAUCUUAUAUACCGCAAGCCCGACGACCCCUGGGGCUACCUGCAUCCGGUGUGGCAUCAGAAAGCACAAUUGAACGAGCGCGUCACCAUGCACCCGGCCGUCCUCUCCGGAAAGAUGACCUACACCAUCAUCGGCUGCGGCGACUUCUACGACCGGGACCGCGAGCCCAUCUGGUGUCCGUGGACCCAGCCCGACCUCCCGGAAUACACCAUCCACGUCAUCGGCGACCCGCAGGCCCGCGCCGACUUCACCCACAUGGACGACUUCGCCGAGUACCUCGCCGCCACUCUCGUCGAGCCGGCCAAGUCGGAGAACCAGGUCCUGAACUUCGUCAGCACCACCGUCUCGUACAUGGAGAUCGCCGACGCCCUGCGCAACAGCACCGGCAAGACGGUCAAGAUCGACUACUACCCCGCCACCACCAUGCACGACGUCGUCGCCGACCCGACAAAGGCCCCGCCCGAGCUGGGCGAGUCCGCUUUGCCCAUCGACUUUUGGUUCGUCGUGAAGGGGCUGCAAGGCCAGGGCCGCUUCCGGAGACCGAGGGGCCAGAUCAACAACCAUCUCUUCCCCCAUGUCAAACCCACCACGUUUGACACGUAUUUCCAGCAGAAAUUCGGAGACGCAUAG